This is a messenger RNA of Arabidopsis thaliana (thale cress), 264 nucleotides long. RefSeq lists its product as uncharacterized. The transcript is spliced from 2 exons. Lineage: Eukaryota; Viridiplantae; Streptophyta; Magnoliopsida; Brassicales; Brassicaceae. The record is from RefSeq and is marked reviewed. The coding region runs from base 1 to 264 and encodes 87 amino acids.
AUGAUGGAUACAAGCAAUGGUCUUGAGUUUGCUUUUCUUGGAGAAAUUAAAGGUACAAAGGAAAUGGAAUUAGUCUCUUCUGAGGCUAAAGAUAUGUCUCAGUCGCAAGUUGAGUUUUCAGAAGAUAUUAUGAAUCUCGUCGUUGAAGAAAGUGAGAUAGAUGAAGACUGCAGUAUUUGGGGAAAACCUAAGAGAAAAGGUAGAGUAUUUUCUGAAAACAUAAAAGAAAGGAAGAGACUACAACAACCUAUGAAGCUGAGCUAA